Messenger RNA from Hydractinia symbiolongicarpus, 3808 nucleotides. RefSeq names its product putative amine oxidase [copper-containing]. NCBI's taxonomy places the organism in Eukaryota, Metazoa, Cnidaria, Hydrozoa, Anthoathecata, Hydractiniidae. Gene Ontology annotation, cellular component: plasma membrane. The transcript has 2 exons. Bases 1005 to 2294 code for a protein of 429 amino acids. Gene Ontology annotation, biological process: amine metabolic process. Gene Ontology annotation, molecular function: quinone binding; copper ion binding; primary methylamine oxidase activity. The record is from RefSeq and is a predicted model, not a curated record.
UUACCUGAAAUCCCAGCCUCAUUUUCUACUAAAUCUUAGGGCUACGUAAAGUUGGCAUGCGUGUCAUUCCGCUCCUUGCUAUGUAUCUCAAUUCUAUUUCAUAUGUCAAUCCAACUUAUGUUCAUUCUCACACUAUUUUAAUUCCGUUCGCUGGCAUGUUUGUUUUUCAUAUCCUUUUGGUGCCCUUUAGCCAUAAUUUAGUGUAUGGACAAGUACUACAAAGUACGACAAAGGCUUCCAAGUUUCUUACCUAAACAAAUUUUGCUUAUAACUUGUGAGAACGCUUCGUACCAUUUCUUUUAAACAGGUGUUAAAUUGGAAUAAAAAUCACAUUGAUCAAAUUUACUGGAAAAAAGGUUUUAUCACAGACUUUUUAUCCGAAAGGAGAUAGUAUCCAAACAACUAAAGAAAGUUGAAUUAUUUUACCAAACAAGACACAUUAUUACUACGUCAUACGUCUGUCAAGUAGACACUAUCUUAUUGUGAUAUUCUUUUAUCCAAUUAACUGAACUGGCUCAAAGGUAACUACCAGACUGAUCAACACAAUACACAAGUGAGUUCUAAUCUAAUUAAUUGCACGGUUUAUUGAAGACGCAACAGCUUAUAAUUAAUGCAACGUUGGAAUUAAGUUAUAAACACUUUUGAGCGAUUUAAACUGGAAAAAGAAUAUGGAGCCUAUGGAGCAAGAAAAAGAGUCUUUUUAGAAGAAAAAGAAAGAACCAGAAAGAGAAUCCAAAAUCGCCCAUAUUGAGUCUCCGCAAGGCAAAUCGAACUUCUGUAUCCUGCAUAACCACUAAGCUACGGCGCACUAUUUUAUGACUUCAUACCAAUGUAUAUAUAUACUUGACAAUUCACUGCAGUAAGGAGGUGUUACCUGUUUGAGACGCUAAAAGUGUUAUAAAACUACCGAUAAAACUGAUGCUCGAUAUCUUUCUUACUAAGAACUGUAGCAGACAAAUUACAGAACAAAAUAGAAAGACAAAGUUACAUAAUAAUCAACUGAAAUGAAUACUUUAUUACUUCUCAAAUUCCAGGUUAUCUACAACUUGAAAGCCUACAACAGCACCAUACAACUGAUGCAAGAGUAUAACGCAGGAACACUGGCAGUUGUAACAGUUCCACAAAUUCCUGAUGAUGUCUUGAAAAGAGCAAAUCAGAAGCGACGUGACGAACAAGCUGAUGGCAUCUUUCCAUCAAUGGAACCUAUCAUGUUUUCACCCAACGGUCCACGCUUUUCUGUACGAGGACGAGAGGUUAAAUAUUUAGAUUGGAAAUUCAACUUUCUUGUACAACCUUCCACGAGUCCUGCAAUAUUUGACGUCCGCUACAAGAAGAAAAGAAUAGCGUUUAAAACAAGCCUUCAGAAAGCUGCCUCUUUGUAUGCCACCGGUGGACCUUACCUUAAAUUUACCAACGUGCUCGACUCAAAUUGGUAUCUCGGACAAACCUAUACCUUAAUAAGCGUCACUGACUGUCCGCAGCAAGCAGUGUUCUUAGAUAUAGACGCCUACCUUGAUACAAAGGCAGUAUCUAUUAAAAAUGCAGCAUGUAUCUUUGAACAGGUGGGCAGUGUCCCUCUUCGACGACAUCAUCAUCAAAACAAGAAUGGGUACGCAUAUGGCGCCCUAUCAGAUGCAUCCUUGGUUGUAAGAUUUGUGACAGAUAUGACAAGCUACGAUUACAUAAAUGAUUUUGUUUUCCAUCAAAAUGGUGUCGUUGAGGUGAAAACAACAACAACUGGCCAUCUCCUUACUAGUCCAUAUUACGCACAAAAUGAAAACAAAUAUGGCUACCAAACUGUAGACAACUAUCUGGGUGGUAUUCACGAUCAUAUGAUGUUAUUUAAAGUUGAUUUGGACAUCUUAGGAAGAAAUAACACUUUUAAAACGAUGGAUAUAAAGUUGGAAACAAGACGAGAUGCAUGGGAUAUUCGUCCAGUUGUCAAAAAAUACAUAAAGCAUAAUAGGCAUACGACAGAAAGAGACGCAGCGAUACAAUUUAACUUCGACCAUCCAAAAUAUUACAUUAUCUUAAAUGAAAAGGAAAAAAACAAAUACGGAAAUGUGCGGGUUAUCGGAUAUAUGUGCAAAAUAAGGUCAAACAAGUUUAUCCGGUUGUUCAUGAAGGUACAAAGCACACUGGAUGGUCAAAAUACCAAGUGUCAAUCUCGAAGUUUAAAGAAACAGAAAGAUAUGGAAGCUGCAUGUUUAAUUACUAUCCGCAAUACCUUGAUCCAACAUGUUCCUUUGAUGCACGUAUCGAUGACGAUGAAAGUAUUGAGAAUGAAGACUUAGUUGCAUGGAUUCCCAUUGGUGGUCUUCACAUUCCUUGCACAGAAGUUUACCCAAGUACCCCUACUACCGGGAACCAGUUUGCGUUUUUCAUCAAACCCUUUAACUAUUUUGAUGAAGAUCCGAGUUUUACUUCGUUGAAUUCUGUUUAUAUUGAAGAAAAUGGUAAAUCAAGAACGAUUAAUGCAUAUGGUACACCAGAUCAAGCAACAUGUCCAAUACCCUCGCGAGAAUUCAGAUAAUUUUGUAUUGACUGUUAAUCUACAUUUUUAGAAUUUUCGUUGUCGUUGAAGAUACUCAUACAAGUGUGACGUAAACGCGAAAAUACUAGUGGUGUUCAUGCUAAGUAUUCUUUAGUUUGAGGCUAUUUGUGUUUUUUGAUACAGUUUAUAGAAACCCAUGAAACUCUCUAAAAAAUUUAGUUAGUUCUCAAAGGAUUUUUUUUUGUCAAUGAGCGACACAAAAAAAUAUGAAAAAAGAAUACCAAUAUUUGGUGACUCCUAAUUUUCUUUGUAUGCCUGGGAAUGUUUUUACGAUUUGUUUAAAUUGACAAUUUAUUCUGCUAGGUGAUAAAAACAGAUACUGAAGAAAAUAAUGAUCGGCGACUAUUUUAAUCGCCAAAUUUGAUCCCUAAAAGUUUUUUGUUAAAUUUGAAAUUUUUGCAUUUUUGCAUGUAGUACUGUUAGCUCCCUGUAACUCAAACACCGGAUCACUCGAACUUUUAUUAUCUCAAAGUAUUUUCUUGGGUCGCUUGAACUUUCGUUAAUACUUUCUCAAACCUCGGAAAACUCGAAUAUUCGUUAACUGGAUCCAUUUUUCGUCCCCUUUUUGCCUCGAGAAAAGGAAAUGAAAGACUAGAUAAAUGUCAGAUUUAAUAUUUAUUAACUUUUAAUGUAAUAUAGAUAGUUAAUACUGUAUGUUGUAGGAAAAUUUAAUUUACACGGGACUUGAAUACCUUUUUCAUCGAUAAGAUUGCACCUCUACCCAGUAAUUGUUACCCCAACUCUUGAAAAAAUCUUUUAACUCGAACUAUAAUCUCAUUUAGACUAAACUCGACUUAACUCGAACAUUUGUGAAGUCAAACUAUUUUUCUCGGGUUCGAGUUACGGGAAGUUAACUGUAUGUAAAAAGAAGUGAAUGAUAGAAUCGGGGGUAAAAGGCCUGGCCGCAUGGUUUUAAAAAUACAAUAAUAACAAGUACACAUAGAAAUACAACGUAAAUCUUAUAUAAAGUUCCCAAAAUGUUACAUAUUAUUCAUGAGAAAACGCAAUUUAUCUACUAAAUGUUUCAGUCUAAUCCAAAUACUGGGAAACUAUAUGUGCGGGUCACCAAUGAGGGGGGACCUACAAAAAAAACCAUAGUGCAUUGCUAAAACUCACAUGUCAACAUCAGAAGCUCUGGAAACAUAGCAAUCGCUCAAUUAGACCGAUUAAAACAUUAGCUAAUUCUAUUCCCAUGCUAAACGUCAGAAAAACUUGAUUAACAAUUACAAAAAUCUUUUAAAUAACGGUAGUAUU